Delphinapterus leucas (beluga whale) is the source of this 1603-nucleotide messenger RNA. NCBI's taxonomy places the organism in Eukaryota, Metazoa, Chordata, Mammalia, Artiodactyla, Monodontidae. The record is from RefSeq and is a predicted model, not a curated record.
ACAGCAGGUCUGCUCACCCCUCCCCUGAGUAUACCAAAACCUUGGCUGGGGAAAUUAGCAUUUUUUGAGAAUUUCCACAUUUAGUUCCAAUGGUCAACUCCCUCUACCCUUUUGAACUGAAGGAGUUCACACUCCUUCAUCAUGGACAAAGAUGAUGGAUGGACAGGGUGCAAAGAUGAAUUUCUUGGGUCAUCACUGUGUUGAACUGAAGACCCUGAUCUUUUUGUUCUUCAUGAAGCACUUCCUUCAUUUUGUGAUAGCUCAUGUUGAUAUUCAGAUGGAAUAAAGUUUCCAUUCAUUGUGGGACUGAUAGUGUUUGGGGAUUGCAAUGAAACCUUGCAAUCAUAAAAUUUAAACUGGUACUUAACUACAAAGGUCGGCGACAUCAGACCUGCACUGAUGCAGAUCCACCUAAUCCAGUAGCUUCUUCACUUGCUUUACUCCUGGUUGUCCCUGGACAGAUUCCUCAAGUGACUGAAGGCAACGAGAGAUGGAAAGGGCCAACAGCAGCUCCUUGGAGAGCUUUAUUCUGAUGGGUGUAUCUGACCAUCCCCAGCUGGAGAUAAUCUUUUUUGUAGUCAUCCUCUUCUCCUACUUGCUGACCCUUGUUGGGAACUCAACCAUGAUCCUGCUUUCCAGCCUGGAUGCCCGGCUCCACACACCCAUGUACUUCUUCCUCAGUAACCUCUCCUCCCUGGAUCUUGCUUUUACUACUAGCUCAGUCCCCCAAGUGCUGAUCAUCUUGUGGGGAUCAGACAAGACCAUCAGCUAUGGUGGCUGUGUGACCCAACUCAAUGUUUUCCUCUGGCUAGGGGCUACUGAGUGCAUCCUGCUCUUGGUGAUGGCAUUUGACUACUAUGUCGCGGUGUGCUGGCCCCUGCACUACACCACCAUCAUGAACCCCCGGCUCUGCUGGCUGCUGGCUGCCAUUACCUGGUUGGGUGGCUUGGGCAACUCUGUGGUCCAGUCAACCUUCACUCUGCAGCUCCCUUUGUGAGGGCACCAGAGGGUGGACAGCUUCCUGUGUGAGGUGCCCGCCAUGAUCAAACUAGCCUGUGGAGACACAAGUCUCAAUGAGGCUGUGCUCAAUGGUGUCUGCACCUUCUUCACCACUGUCCCAUUAAGCAUCAUCCUGACCUCCUACUGCUACAUAGCUCAGGCAGUGCUGAAGAUCCACUCGGCCAAGGGACAGAGAAAGACCUUUAACACGUGCCCCUCUUAUCUGGUGGUGGUACUCCUCUUUUAUGGCUCAGCUAUCUAUGGGUAUCUGCUUCCAGCUAAGACCAGCAACCAGGACAAAUUCAUUUCCCUCUUCUACUCUGUGGUCACACUCAUGGUGAACCCUCUCAUUUACACUCUGAGGAACAAGGAGGUGAAGGGGGCGCUGAGGAGGCUGCUGGGGAAGUCAGCUGAAGGAAGGGAAAACUAUCAUUUACCACCUCUUCAUCUCUACAAGUUUUUUCUCAUUCUCUCUGGCCAGGUGAACAUGAGGAGUACUGACCGCAGUACAAGCAUGUUCUUGACAGCACUAAGCUGUUGGUACAUGGUUAAUUUUUCUCGUCUGGAGGACGGUAAUAGUACUGGCUUCAUAGGAUUGGUGUGA